AUGAACGGCGGGCAGAGCGGGAGAGUAGCUGCGGUUGUGGUCGGCCCCCUGGGACGAGAAAGGUGUAACAGAAUCGGAAUGGUCAAGGGUGAAAGCGGGAAGCCAGAAAAGAGCGUCUGCGUAGAACCAGUCCAAGAAUCGGCGGACGAACGAACGGUAAAGACCUCGAGGGCGAUGGCGACUGGGCCUCGGUCGGGUCGAAGGGGAUGAAGACGGACAAGAAGAAGGAAGCGAACGGGAACGGGAACGACGGCGAGAGGAAAAGUCGGUUGGCAGCGCGGGCGCUG
Gaeumannomyces tritici R3-111a-1 is the source of this 287-nucleotide messenger RNA. RefSeq lists its product as hypothetical. The coding region runs from base 1 to 210 and encodes 69 amino acids. The record is from RefSeq and is a predicted model, not a curated record. The transcript has 2 exons. NCBI's taxonomy places the organism in Eukaryota, Fungi, Ascomycota, Sordariomycetes, Magnaporthales, Magnaporthaceae.